AUGGUUCGACAGCAGCCUCCGCCCGGCUCAGAUGAGUCGGAGAUGAAGGACUGGCUGGAAGAAGUCGACCAGAGCAUGGGCUUUCGGCCCGCCAGUGCCUUGGGCAUGUCGUGUGGCACCGUGACAAUCGACCCCCAUCAGGCCAAGGUGCUGGUGAUCUGGAAUAACCGGCUGAAACUGUAUCAGCUUCCGAAGGGCAGGAGAAACAUCAACGAGAGCAUGCUCGCCGCUGCGCUGCGCGAGACGCACGAGGAGACAGGUCUCCGUGUCACACCUCUGAAGCUCGACAUCGCGACUCGGGCAACCCUACCCAAGACUCAGCGGGCGGACACGUCCCAGAAGCCGCCAAACAUCACCGAGGGUUAUCCGAGUACCGAGUUUGUCGGCGCUUGCCUGUAUCCCGAUCCGCAGUCCGAGACCGAGGCAUUGAAGAUCGUCUACUUCUUCGCGGCGACUGCGCGAUGCACCGAUAAACCGGAUUCCGGAACCCAGGAGGAGUGGGAAAAGCUUGACGCAAAAUGGAUCCCGCUCUCCGAGGUGGACAGCACCCUGCGCUUCGGAGCCGAGGUGCUGACUGUCAAGAAGACGGUGGAGGAUAUGAGGAGGUCCGGAUAUACUAUUGCUGCAUGA
Molecule: messenger RNA, 630 nt
Organism: Chaetomium strumarium
Lineage: Eukaryota; Fungi; Ascomycota; Sordariomycetes; Sordariales; Chaetomiaceae
Product: NUDIX hydrolase domain-like protein
Exons: 1
Coding region: 1-630 (209 amino acids)
Biological process (GO): ATP biosynthetic process; AMP biosynthetic process
Molecular function (GO): bis(5'-nucleosyl)-tetraphosphatase (asymmetrical) activity
Source: RefSeq, a predicted model, not a curated record